CUAAGGACAUGUAAAUCAUGCAAAAAAAAAUUCCCCGUGGCGGCGGUUGGUGGUGCAUCUCUUUCUUCUGUGGCCAUUAUCAUUACUGUGGUGGUUCUAAUCUUCAUCUUCAAAAGGAAAAAGCCAUCAAUCUCUAAAGGUAGUUAGAAAAUAUAUGAUCCAUUGUGAAAGUAUAUGAAAACUCGUGGAUCCUUCAAUUUUGAUUUUAUUUUUGCAGUUAAACGUUCAUCACUAGAAUUAAAAAAACAGAAGAUUUACAUAUUCAGAGGUCAAAGAUAUGACUAAUAACUUUCAAGUUGUUCUUGGCAAAGGAGGCUUCGGUGUUGUUUGUCAGGGUUUUCUAAAUAAUCAACAAGUAGCCGUCAAAGUUCUCUCUCAAUCAUCAACUCAAGGCUAUAAGGAAUUUAAAACAGAAGUACUUAAUUACACUAAACCCUUCCCUAAUUUUUCAGGAAAUCAUGACUUCAUGAAUCAUAUACCCUUUUAUAUUCUUGAUUUUUAGGUUGAACUACUUCUAAGAGUUCACCACGUAAAUUUAGUUAACCUCAUCGGAUAUUGUGAUGAAGGGAAUGACUUAGCUCUCAUCUACGAGUUCAUGGAAAAUGGGAACUUAAAGGAACAUCUCUCAGGAGAACGUGAUGGUUCUGUCUUAAACUGGCCGAGUAGACUGAAAAUAGCUAUUGAGUCUGCUCUAGGAAUUGAAUAUUUGCAAAUUGGAUGUAAGCCGCCAAUGGUUCAUAGAGAUGUGAAAAGUACCAAUAUAUUGUUAGGACAACAUUUUGAAGCCAAACUCGCCGAUUUUGGACUUUCGAGAUCUUUUCUCGUGGGAAGUAAAACUCAUGUAUCAACAACAAAUGUUGCUGGAACUAUUGGAUAUCUUGAUCCCGAGUAAGUUCUAGUUCUUAUUGUAAUUUAAAUGAUGUUUUAUUUUUUUGCCUGUUAUCUAACAUCUUUGAGUAUAUUUUGCAGAUACUAUCAAAAGCAUUGGUUAACGGAGAAGAGUGAUGUUUACAGCUUUGGAAUCGUGUUACUGGAGAUUAUCACUGGCCAACCAGUGAUUGACCAAUCACGUGAAAAUUCUUACAUAGUAGAAUGGGCAAAGUCUAUGCUCGCAAAUGGUGAUAUUGAAAGUAUUACGGAUCCGAAACUCCACCGAGAGUAUGACACAGGUUCAUCUUGGAAAGCUCUUGAAUUAGCAAUGGCAUGCAUUAACCCUUCUUCCGCACAGAGACCAAACAUGACACGGGUUGCUCAUGAGCUAAAUGAGUGUUUGGAAGUAUAUGAGAACCUAAGUAAAAGAAGGAGCCAAGAUGCAAAUUCAUCCAAGUCCACGGGACAUAGCAUAAGCUUCGUCAGUGACACUCCUUCAGCUCGUUAAUCUUUUCAUCUUGAUGUUUUUUUCUCUCCACAGGUUGCAUUUAAGUGUGUAAUGUGAAUAUGUUAAAAAAGCUUCAUAUUGUGCUAUCGAAUCCACUGAUUGAAUC
Molecule: messenger RNA, 1484 nt
Organism: Brassica napus (rape)
Lineage: Eukaryota; Viridiplantae; Streptophyta; Magnoliopsida; Brassicales; Brassicaceae
Product: putative leucine-rich repeat receptor-like serine/threonine-protein kinase At2g14440
Exons: 3
Coding region: 596-892 (98 amino acids)
Biological process (GO): protein phosphorylation
Molecular function (GO): ATP binding; protein kinase activity
Source: RefSeq, a predicted model, not a curated record